UUUGAUCUUACGUGUAUCGGUUUAUGGAAGGUAUGGCGGCGUAAAAGGGCAAUCUUGAUGGCCGAUUGUGUCGUUAUUCGUAUAAUGUUGAUCGUUGCAUGGUUAUGGCAAAUUGUUCGAGGAUCAGAAAACUACGACGAAAGGGAUUCGUUAGAUUCUUAUUUUUACGGCAAUGCAUUCGAGGAAAUCCACAAUCCUCGUACUGGUAGACUAUACGAUGUUUCUCUCCCCGCAAAUUUGUCGGGGGUACAAGUGUCUUUUGUCCGCCUUAGAGCCCGUAAUCUGUGGAGAAGCGGUGCUAAUCACAGCUUAUUCACAAUCCCACCUUUGGCAUUGCCUUUCCCGUUUGCGAAAAGAGUCGAUUUAGUGUAUCAAAACCUAGGAAAUUGGUCUUCGAAUUAUUAUAGUGUCCCGGGUUAUAAAUUUGUAGCUCCUGUUAUCGGAUUUCUAGCCUACGAUUCAAAUAAAAGCUCGAUAAAUUACGGACUUAUUGAGCUUAAAUUAAUGGGGGAUGAUCCCAUUAUUGUUCACUUUCCGGAUAUUUUCGUUGAAGAAAACGGUAUGAAAUGUGUUCGGUUCGACACUAAUGGCACGCUUGAGUUGAGCAACGUGGAGACGAAGAAUUCGUGUUUAGUGAGAAGGCAAGGCCAUUUUUCCGUGGUUGUACCUUAUUAUCAAGAAAAGAAGGAUAAAGUUGUAAUUAUUAUCAAGUGGUGGAUGAUUGUGGGGAUUGCAUGUGGUGGAGUUGUGGGAUUAAUAAUCUUGAUUGUUGUGAUUUUCGUUGCGUACAAGUGGAUUAAACGGAAGAGAAUCAAGAACAUGGAGAGACAAACCGAAAGAAACGAGGGAUUGGACACGAUUUGGAUCGGUCGGAGCAGAAUGCCUUCUGCUGCAUGUGUUAGAACACAACCAGUUCUUGAAAAUAGCUAUCUUCCUUAACUUUUAAUUUACUUUUUACACUUCUUGAAAUUUUAUUGUACUUUUAAAAAAAAAAUAUUCUACUUUUCUUGCCAUUGAUCAAUCAUUGUUUAACUGUAAUAUGUUGUUUGGUAAGUGUGUGUGUGUGUGUGAGAGAGAGAGAGAGAGAGAGAGAGAGAGAGAGAGA
Erythranthe guttata (spotted monkey flower) is the source of this 1105-nucleotide messenger RNA. RefSeq lists its product as uncharacterized. Lineage: Eukaryota; Viridiplantae; Streptophyta; Magnoliopsida; Lamiales; Phrymaceae. The record is from RefSeq and is a predicted model, not a curated record. Gene Ontology annotation, cellular component: membrane.